Molecule: messenger RNA, 2196 nt
Organism: Pichia kudriavzevii
Lineage: Eukaryota; Fungi; Ascomycota; Pichiomycetes; Pichiales; Pichiaceae
Exons: 1
Coding region: 1-2196 (731 amino acids)
Biological process (GO): carbohydrate metabolic process
Molecular function (GO): phosphotransferase activity, alcohol group as acceptor; kinase activity
Source: RefSeq, a predicted model, not a curated record
AUGUCCGAGGUUUACUAUGCCGGUGUCGAUGUUGGUACUGGUUCUGCGCGUGCAGUUAUCAUUGACUCAAAGGGAUCUAUCUUGGGAUUAUCGGAGAGGCCAAUUACAAGACACGAACUGAAGGAAAACCAUAUUACGCAGUCAUCAACUGAAAUUUGGGAUGCAAUUUGUUAUUGCGUCAAGUCUGCAAUUUCCCAAUCAGGUGUGGAUCAUUACAAGAUUCUUGGUAUUGGGUUCGACGCAACUUGUUCGUUGGUUGCUAUCAAUGAGAAGACAAAUGAUCCAAUGCCGGUUGGGCCUGACUUCACAAAUCCUCUCGAGAAUAUAAUGCUUUGGAUGGACCACCGGGCUGACUUGGAAACUGAUGAAAUUAAUGCUACUGGUGACGAAUGCUUGAAGUAUGUCGGCGGUAAGAUGUCAAUUGAAAUGGAACUACCUAAAAUGAAAUGGUUGAAAAACAACAUGCCAAAUGGUAUGUUCAAUGACACCAAAUUCUAUGACUUGGCUGAUUUCUUAACUAUGAAGGCUACGGGGAAGGAAACACGAUCAUUUUGUAGUGUUGUCUGUAAGCAAGGAUACAUCCCUCAAGGUAUUACCAACAGAAAUGGCUGGUCCAGGGAAUUUCUAGAGAAUAUUGAUUUGCCUGAGUUAGCAGCUAAUAAUUUUUCCAAACUUGGAGGUAUAGACGGUCUCAAUGGUAAUUACCUUACAGCAGGAGAAACCAUUGGACCAUUAAGUUUGCUUGCGGCGAAAUCCCUCGGCUUGACGACAAACUGCUUUGUGGGUUCUGGCGUCAUUGACGCUUAUUCUGGUUGGAUGGGAACAGUUGCAGCGCCAACUAAUCUACCAAUACCGUCAUUAGUUGAUCAAGAUCACGGCAAGAAUGGGUUGGGUAAAGGUACUGGUAGGUUGGCUGCGGUUGCUGGUACUUCGACGUGCCAUAUCUGUAUAGAAGAAAAGGAGAUAUUGGUUCCUGGCGUCUGGGGGCCUUAUAGAGAUGUUAUCGGUAAGGGGUACUGGGCUGCUGAAGGUGGUCAAUCAAUGACGGGUGCUUUAUUAGCUCACGUUUUAUCAACGCAUCCAGCAUCUGCUGAAUUGGGAGUUUUAGCCGAAAGUUCAAGUCUAUCCAAAUUUGAAUUCUUAAAUUCAAGAUUGGAAAAUUUGAGAGUAUUACGAAAGGAAAGAAGUGUUGUUUCUCUUGCCAAGAAUAUCUUCUUUUAUGGUGAUUUCCAUGGCAAUAGGUCUCCGAUUGCAGAUCCAAACAUGAGAGCAUCGAUUAUUGGACAGUCCAUGGAUGUUUCGCUUGACUCUUUGGCAGUCGAGUAUCUAGCUGCUUGUGAAUUCAUUGGCCAACAAACCAGACAGAUUGUGGAAAGAAUGGAGGAAUCGGGACAUAGCAUUAAGGCUAUCUUUAUGAGUGGCGGACAAUGCCGUAAUGGUUUACUUAUGAGGCUCUUGGCUGAUUGUACGGGAUUGCCUAUUGUAAUCCCCAGAUACAUUGAUGCAUCUGUUGUGUUUGGUACAGCAAUGCUAGGUGCUGUGGCAGCGGAAGAUGCAAUAAAAGAACUCGAAACAAGAAAAAACCAAACCCCCCAAUUUGGUAAUAACAACUUGGGUAUCAAGAAGGGUUCACGUGUAGCCGAUGUCUUCAAGCAGGAUAGUUUGCCACCAUCACCAUAUACUGCACCUACAGCCACUGUUUCGGUUACAUCGAUUAGUAAUCUAAACAGUAGUGCUAGUGGCAGUGGAUUCCCAUUCCCAUUGACCGAAUUAAACGUCAAUACCUCUUCAGGUAGAAGUGGCUCUGCCGAUAAAACUUUCCAAGAUCCAAAAUACCGGGGAUCGGUAAGUGAGGAGAGUGGUGAUGAGUUUAUUACAUUUGACAGCAAGACAAGAGCACAAGAGGUUGUAACCGACCGUCUGAGAACUUCGUCCCCGAUUGGCUACAAUCCAAAGGGUAUUGGCCUACCGCCGGAAGUUGCCAAAGGGGAGACUGCGGCAGAUAAGUUGUGGCGAGUCAUGUGUAAACUUUCCAGCACAGGCAAUGUGAUUUUCCCAUCUGACAGUAGCCAUCCGGAUCGUAAAUUGUUGAAAACUAAGUAUAGUAUCUUUUUGGAUCAAAUUGCCACACAGCAAAAGUACAGAGAAAUGGUGGCCAGUACAGAGAAGGCAAUAGAAAAUUAUCUCAAUUUUUAA